AUGCUCUCCCCACUUCACUCCACCUUUGCCGCUGCAGACGCCGCCGCACGCAGAACUUCAGGAGGCGAACCUUUGAGUGCUAGCUCGCCACGCAUCGGCGAAGCCUACGUCAACAGUCCGAAGCGCGAUCCGUUACGCGAUGGAUACCGCGCCACUCCUCCCUCAUCUGCAUGGAGACAUUCGAGCUCCUACACGGGCCGCGACGGCUCGCCCUGGUACAACGACGCACGCUCAUCUCCGUUUGCAUCUUCAGCCGCGCGCGACUAUGCCACUCUAGAGCUCGAGUCGAGCCUAGGCAACCCAACACAUCCCGCCGGUGAUCCCGCACUCCAUUAUGGAGACACGAGCAACGCCGAUAGUGUCGUCGCGCUGCUGCAUGCUGCCGCUGCCGCCAACGAAGCUAGCAAGCAGUCGGAUCGCUCCAACGAGAACCGCUUCCCGUCUCCCAGUGCCUUCUACCAGCAAGGAGUGCCUACCUAUGGCAUCCCACCCUACUCGGGUGCCUACCGUUCCAACUCCUCGGCCUUGGCUGGAUUCACCAACUCGCCCAACCUUGGAUUUGCACGCCCUUACCGCGGCAUCGACGCAGGCCUCGACGGCGCUUCUCCAUAUGCACAAGCGACAGUACAGCCGUCUGCCACUGCCAGCACCGCGGCAGAUGAGGACUCCCAGAUCCAUGUCAAGACCGAGCCAGAUGCCCACGAGCCCGCCCAGCCACAGCAGCAGCAGCCAGAGCAACACGCACAACUACAACAGCCGCCGCCGAAGAAAGCACGCGGGCGAGGUCGCAAAAAGAGCAAUGUCAAGCAGGAGGCCCCAGAACCAGCACCGCUUCCUGCAAUUAACGGCUCCUCGGCUCUCGACAGCGUCGUCUCAGCGGCGCUUGCUGCUUCUGAAGCACCCGCGGUCUAUGCUGGGCCUGCCUUCUCGCCGUACGGCUAUCCGGAUUACAGCGCCACCAGCAUGCCGGCGAACGCCUUUGGUGCCAACCCUCUCGUCUCUUUGGCUGCUCAGGUGGCCAGCUCGUUGGCGCCGGCUCCGGCAGCUGUUACCCCCACCGAUGCACUCAACAAGGCGUCCACGUCAGCAGCCGCUGUCACCGUGACGCCCGCCGCCGCUUCAUCCACUUCACCUAAAUCGCCGAGCGCUACCAAGACCAAGACGGAAAGCGACGCAGGCGGUCCCAAGCUGCACGAAUGCGAGACGUGUAGCAAGUCGUUCAGCCGAAGAUCCGACCUCGCGCGUCAUCGACGCAUUCACACUGGCGAGCGUCCCUAUCCUUGCGACUAUCCUGGGUGUGGAAAGAGCUUUAUUCAGCGAUCGGCGCUCACUGUUCAUUCGCGUGUUCACUCGGGCGAGCGUCCGCACAAAUGCGAGUUUGAAGGAUGCGACAAGAGCUUCUCCGAUAGCAGUUCGCUAGCCCGCCAUCGGCGUACGCACACGGGGCGCCGUCCAUACGUCUGCGACUUUCCCAAGUGCGGAAAGAUGUUUACGCGACGCACCACGCUCAACCGCCACUCGCGCUGCCAUCAGCCUGGCUACGUCAAGCCCAAGAGCCGCGGCAAGGGCCGAGGCAAGGGCAAAAAGUCGGCCAACAAGGACGACCCGUCUGCUGCCAACGACGACGACGAUGAUGAUGAUGACGACGAGGACGAGGACGACGAUGAUGACGAGGACGACAGCGACGAGGAAGACGACGAGGAAGAUGAGGAUUCCGAAGUCGAGUCUGGCUCUGGCUCGGAGCCGGCUGAAUCCGCCACACCACCCGAGACGUCAGCACAGGUCGCCAAGGGCACCAAGCGCGCCGCACCCGGACGCGGGCGCAAGAAUUCGACCGCGAAGAAGGCCAACACGGGCAACGCGGCGGGCGUGGUCAACCGCAUGAACCGCUCGGCGAGCGAUGCAGAGGCAGCCAUGACGCUGGCACAAGCAGCGCUGCAGGCCCAGUUCAACCCUUACUACGCCGAGCAGAUUAACGGCGCCGGAACAGCAAACGCACACCACCAAGGCGGUGCUGCUGCUAGCAUGCCAUGGUCUGGCUCGUCGAGCUUCACCUCGUACUCGAUGUCGGCGCAGGAUGGCACUGCAGCGCUGCUGGCUGCCAGCAAUCACGCCAGCUUCUCGCCUGGCAUGGGCAGCAACGACUCGAACGAAGCAAUGGAGGCUGCAGCGGCGGUGCUGGGUGGCUUUGCCAACUCGCCCGCUGCUACUGCCAGUAACGGUCAGGAUACGACGCAUUCGAGCUCCCUGUCGGAAGCUCAAUUAUUGCUCGAUGCUGCCAUGAGCCCGGUUCCGAGGCACGCCACCAUCCCCGGGACUUCAGAUGCUGCAGACAAAAGCAACGCAGCUACUGCUGCUAACACUCCAACGCGUGGACGCGGCCGAGGUCGUCCUCGUGGAUCGCGAGGAGGUCGACGAGCUGAUCGCCCCAGCAAUCUUUCCAACGAGACGGGGGCAGACGCCCUUGCGAUCACCUCGUCAGAACAGACGCCCUCUACAGAAGCGUCCUCUUGA
This is a messenger RNA of Sporisorium graminicola, 2514 nucleotides long. RefSeq lists its product as uncharacterized. Gene Ontology annotation, biological process: regulation of transcription by RNA polymerase II. Bases 1 to 2514 code for a protein of 837 amino acids. Gene Ontology annotation, molecular function: RNA polymerase II cis-regulatory region sequence-specific DNA binding; DNA-binding transcription factor activity, RNA polymerase II-specific. Gene Ontology annotation, cellular component: transcription regulator complex; PcG protein complex. Lineage: Eukaryota; Fungi; Basidiomycota; Ustilaginomycetes; Ustilaginales; Ustilaginaceae. The transcript has a single exon. The record is from RefSeq and is a predicted model, not a curated record.